AGUUCCUCACAACAAAACCUAGCUUAGUAGAACAGAACAGACUCCAGCAGCCUAGUCUGCUGAAAUCUAAGCAACAUUCCACCCACCACCAACCUUCCUUCACACCGCCACUAUGGAUCCCACUUCCCAAGCAUCCACAGCCAACCACGCCAUCAACAUCAUCAACAGAGAUCCUCCUCCAACAAAACCCUGUGGCAGCAGCAGGAGUUCAUCUUUCAUGUCUAAUUACUUGUCUUCCAGACUCCUAAACCCAUCUCACCACCACCACCGCUCCAACGACAAAAACCCACCACCACCUUGCUUAGAUUCCCACUUGCAGGCCAGAGCCAUGGCCGUUUCCGCUGAUUUCGAAGCUUCUUCCGGGUUCCCUGCUGCUAAGUCCAAGUACUACUACCGCGCCCAGCAGAGGAGGCAGAGUGAUGGCAGGGGCGAGAAAGAGACCCUGAAAAGGGUUGUUGGAAAGCAAGAAUCUUUACCCCAGGGGAAGGUCAAGAAGCAGGAUUUUGAUUUGGGUUUGGUGUUGGUGGAGGAGGAGAAGAAGAAAGUUUUGGUUGUGAAUGAGAAGACCAAGAAGAAGCAAGACAGCAGCAAGAGUGAUGAUGUUGAUGUUGAUGAUUAUGAGAGUGGGAAGAAGGAAAUGGGAAAGGAAGUGGAUCUUCUGUUGCUUGAAGGGGUUGAUGAUGUUAAGAUAAGGAGAUCAAUGAAUUGUUCACGAGUGGAGCUGGGUGAUUUCUUAGCAAGCAAUGGUGCUAAGACCGUCUCGGUUGAUAUGCCCCCAUUUAUGCAGAUCCAUGCUGUUGAUUGUGCCAGGAGGACUUGUGAUAGUCUCCAGAAGUUCGCUGCCAAGACCCUCGCUCUCACUCUCAAGAAGCAGGAGUUUGAUGGUGUUUAUGGUCCGGCAUGGCAUUGCAUUGUAGGGACAAGUUUUGGGUCCUUCGUGACUCAUUCUGUUGGUGGGUUUCUCUAUUUCUCAAUGGACUCCAAAUUUUAUGUCCUCUUGUUUAAGACUACAGUCCAGAGAGCAGCAGAUUCAGUUGAAUAAUUGGGAUUGAGGAUGAACCCAUUUAAGUAUAACCACGAACUCAUUCCUCUGUGUUAUAGAUUAGAUCAGUUUAGUUGAGCUGAAAGAGCCGUGACAGAAGCUAAAAAGAAAUGCUGUCUCUUCCACAGAUCUGUAUUUUGUGUUUUUGAGGAUUGUUUUUGUUUUUGUCUCUUUCGCUGUAGAAACUAGGAAAGCAGCAAAGCAAAUGUGUGAAUAUGAUAUGGAAAGUUUUCACCUUUUCCACCCUUUUACCCCCCAAGUUCUCCCAACUUUCUGAGUAGUUUCACUGGCCAAAAUUUCUGUUGCUUUCUCUCCCUGACCACCUAGUUUCUGUACCAGUGAUUCCAUAGCAUUCCAACCUGUUCUAAAUUCAAUG
Molecule: messenger RNA, 1418 nt
Organism: Linum tenue
Lineage: Eukaryota; Viridiplantae; Streptophyta; Magnoliopsida; Malpighiales; Linaceae
Source: the annotation of a GenBank genome assembly